Molecule: messenger RNA, 9834 nt
Organism: Cinara cedri
Lineage: Eukaryota; Metazoa; Arthropoda; Insecta; Hemiptera; Aphididae
Source: the annotation of a GenBank genome assembly
AUUUGAUGGUUACCACUUCUUAUCAAGUUCAUAAUUCUAAAACAAGGAUAAUUAUAAACACUUGGUUACAACUUAUUAAUUUUUAUUUCAAUUUUAAAAGAAUUAACAAAAUACUUUACACGUUUUUGUCUCAUUUAUUUUUCAAUAGUUAUACUUUAUCCUAACUGAAUUUACUUUAAAAUGGCAGAUAAUAAAGAAUCCAAAGAAACAAAAUUUAAAGGUAACUAUUAAUAUACUUUACAUUUAUUUUAUAAAUAAAUUAUAGUAAAAAUAUAUAUUAAUAUACACCAAAUCAUUUUCAGAUUUAGUAUCCUACAGUGAACCGGCUCUUCGUAAUAAUGCAUCAAUUGUUGAAUAUUGCCGUACUUCAAUGUCCGCGUUGUCUGGAUGUACUGCUGGUAUUCUUGGUUUAACAGGACUAUAUGGAUUCGCAUUUUACAUAUUUUCUGUUUUCGUGUUAUGGGUAAUUGAUGUUUAUAUAUUAUUUUUUUAUUAUGACUUAAGUAUUCAAUGGUUUAAUGAUUAUUAACUUAAAAAUUAUGUUUAUAAAUCAGUCAGUGUUAAUUUUGAGAUUUUAUUAGAAAGAAAAAAUAUACAUUAAGUGAUAUUAAUAAAAGUAAAGACUAAAUAUGUCAUGUGGCUUGUGUUGUAAAUAAAUAAUUAUUCUCAUCCUUGUUAGUUGUUAGUUUCAUAAAUCAACAUUUAUGAAAACAUCUAAAAUAAAUAAUUGUAAAUUAUUUACUUAUAUAAAACAUAUGUAGUAAUAAUAUCUCUUGAUAUUUUCUAAUUGAUUAUUGAUGAAAAAUAAUUUUGGACCUAAAGACAGUAGAAAAAAACUUGUUAACUUUGGUCAAUUGAUUUUAUAGAUAAAUUGGUAAUUUUAUUUAAAAAUAAUUAAAGCUAAAGAUUUUUUUUUUCAUUACAGGGCUUAAUAUUAUUCAAAGCUGGACAUUUGUGGCAAAAAUAUUUUCUCAACAGACAUAGUUUAUUAACAGGAGGCUUCUUCAGUGGACUUUUUGUAUUCUUUUUAACAAAUAUAUUAUUUUAUAAUAAUAAUAAUUUUUAAUAGAGUUGUCGCAGGACCCAAUUAAAAUUUAAAAUUUGGUAGAUUUGAGUUUUUUUCUAUGCUGUAAUUGGUAAAUUAAGUAAAACAACGGAACAAAUCUAGUUAAACGCCCACUCAAAUAUUUAAGUUUUUUUUUUUAAAACGUGGUUUUACAUUAAGAAUGUUAAAAAAAAGGCGGAUAAACUUUGUUUUGUAGUUAUGAGGGAAAACUUCAUAAAGUUCAGGUUUUCCAUUUUGCGUUUUUCUUAAUUAGAAUUAAUUAUAUUCAAUUUUUUUUUUUCAAAAUGUGUUAUUUUAAAUCCAUUAGAAUAAUCUAAACUUACCUAUCAUACUUACUUUUAUAGUUAUUGUACAUAAAUCUUGAAAAAUAGCAUUUUUAGAAUUAAUCCAAAAUGUGGUCAAAAAUAGACAUUUUUCAUUAUUAUUAUUUGUAUUUAUUGAUAUUUUGAUAACAAAAAGUUUUUUUUUUAUUGAAGUUAGAAUAAAUCAUCUGGCUUAGGUUUAGAGUUCAAGUGUUUAAACACGCCAUGUUUCCAUGUUUUUCUGCACUCACUCUGACAAUUUUUAUCGAAAAAAUAACUCUAGAGUUGUGCAAAACCAUAUCAGAUAGGGAACAGGGUAAAGUGAAAAAGUAUUAUAGGUGAAAUUAGAGACCCAAGGUGGUCACUCUCCAGAGUAAAUUUUGUUUAAAAUUGUUUGAGUGAGCGCAGUGAAACACUACGCAUUUGUAACUAAAUAUAAUCCAGAUAGUCUUAGAAAUUCUAACUUCAAUGAGAAAACUUUGUUAUCAAAAUAUCAAUUACUUUGAAAAUAAUAAUAAUAAAAAAAUGUCUAUUUUUGACCUUAAUUUGGAUUAAUUCCAAAAAUACGUUUUUUAAGGGUUUAUGUACAAUAACUAUAAAAGUAAGUUUUGAUUAUGCCAUUUAAAAACAUUCAUUUUGAAAAAAAAUACCCAAACAUUCGCGUGAACGCUAAACUAGAUUUAUGCCAAAACAAUUUUGCAAAAUUUCUGAAUAUUUUGCAUGAUUAUUAUAUUUAACUGGAUUUAGAAGAAAAUCUCUAAUAUCUGUCUAAUUAAAUCAAAAAGUUGUAGAUUAUUUAAUAAUUUGAAUUUAUAUAAAUAUUUGUUGAAUUAAAUUAAUUUAUCAUUUUAAAAAUUAAUUGUUACUUAAACAAAUCCUUAAUUCUUUUAAAUUUUUGAAAAGUAUUUGAAUCAGACGUUUAAAAUUUAAUCUUAAAUUACAUGCCAAUUGUAUUUGAUGUUUCUACCGAUUAUUCAAUACUAGUACAUAAUAAAAAAUAUGGUCUGCAACAACUCUAGUUUUCAAUUAAUCACACAUUUCUGUAAAUAAUUAUAUUCAAGGUCUGUUUUACUAUUUCUAUUAAUUGUAUUUAAUUAUUUUUCUUGCAGAAUAAUAUAGUUCUAUAGAGUUAUUAUUAACUAUUAAACUUCAUAGAUGCAUUUUUUUUUUAAAUUCUUAACAGUAAAGUGUUCUCACAGACCUGAUUAUAUUCUAAUAUAAUUUAAAUUUUGACAGUAUAAUAUUUAUAGUAUUUAAAUUAUGUAUAUUCCUUGACUAAAUUUUUCCAGACAUAUGUACUAUUUUGGACGUAUCCUUUUUUUAAAAUCAUUAUUAGUUAUAUUUAAUUGGAUUAAGAAUUUUUAUUCUGAAGGCAAGUUUCAAACAUGAACUGUGACUGAGGCUGUCAUGGUUCCACUAUGUACAAUAUAAUUCCUAUGGAUUUACUAUGGUAGGUUUAAUUAAUUCUUCUAAUAUUAUUAUUUGUAUUUUAUACAGGGUGUCCUACAAAAAUUUGAUAUAUGCAAUAACCUUUGUUUUGUUCAGUAUUUAAAAUUUAAUUUUGUUUUGUUAAAGUAAUAUAAAUUAAAUUAUUAAUUUUUCUAUCAAAAAUAAUUUUUGUACUUCAAAAACUUAAGAUAAUUUUAUCAUUAAUAAAUAUUUGUAGCACCAAAAUUUUGUUUGAAAAAUAUAUUUAUAAAAUAAGUAACUAUGGCUGUAAAAAAAGUUUUAAUUUUCAAAGAAUAUGAAAUGGAGAAAUUGUAAAAAAAAAGCACAAGGAUUAAGUGAUUAUUAGGUACACACAUUUUAAAAAUAUUAAAUAAAACAAAAGUUAUUGGAGAAUCAUUUGAAUUUGUCAAAUUUUCAUAGGAUAUACUGUAUAGCAUAUUACUUUAUACUAUUUAAUUUAGAACAAGAGUUGUCAACCCUAAAUAGUUGGAAUGAAGAUAAAGGAGAGAAUUUAUGGUAUUAAAAGAACAAACAUAAGCUUGUUAAACAUUUUAAAAUUUUAAAGUAAACUAAAUUCUUAAUGUAAAAAUUAGUUUCUAAAUCAAACACUUUAGAUCUAUAAAGUGUACACAUGAUGGCAUAAUUUAUUCAAAUUAUAAUAAUAUUACUCUGCUUUACUAAAUGAAAUAUAUUCCAUUGUUUUGUUUCAUUUGAGAUUUUUCAAAAAGAUUAUUACAAAUUAUUUCUGAUUUUAAUAUAUUUAAAUUCUUUUUCUUCUUUGCCUUCAUUCCAACUAUUUGGAAUCUUCCACUUGACCUGAUCUUCCAUAUUGCAUGCAUACACCUGCUAUCCUCAUAUCAUUUUUAUUCACAUCCAAUCAACUUUUUUUCAAGUUUCCUCUUCAUCUUUUUCCUCCUAAGCUAAUUUUCAUUAUAAUUUUUUCUGCUUCAGGUUACUCUAUCCCCAUAACAUUCCUUAACUAUCUCAGUCUAUAUUCUCUCAUUUGACCUAAUAUCAAAGCCACCUCUUAUAUAUUCAUUUCUUAUUCAAUUUUUUUUUAUCACUCCACUUAUCCACUUAAGCAUUCUCAUCUCUGCUAUACUCAUUUUCUGUCCACCACCCAACACUGUCGGUCUCUGAAAAUUUCUAAAGAACUUAACUCUAAGUGACAUUGGAAUUCUUUUAUUGCAUAAACCACUUUUUUUUGUUUUAUCCUAUGUUUCACAUGCUCAUGGAUGCGAUCAUUCUUUUGCAGAAAAGAUCCUAGGUACUUACAACUCUAAACCUCACUUAUAACCGCUUAUUGUCGUUAGCUGUCUUUUUCUGAUUCUUCAAACUUAUAAUCUGUUUUACUUCUAUUUAUCUUUAGUUCCUUUCCUUCAAGUGCUACCUCUAUUCCUCAAGCCUAUUGUCAACUUAUUCCAGAUUUUUCCUAUCAAAGCUGUAUCAUCUGCAAACAUCUUGCACUGUAGUACCUCCUCUUACCUGUUGUCCCUGCACAAAUCCGUGAUAGAGCAAGUCUUGUUAAUAACUUCAUACUGUUUGACAGAAUUUUACACCGACUGUCGAUCUAACAUAACCCUAUUUGUUACCACUUACAACAGAUAGAGGUUAUUUUUCAACUGGUAGAUUGAUUUACAACUCCAAUCCUCUAUUCUAACUGAUUACCCGCCUUUUUUUUAUGUUCCUUAAAGGUUUUGACUCUUGAAUCACAUUUAAUUUGACCUAUAUAAAAGUUUCGGGGGCGUCCUGCAGUUUUCUUUCCUUCUAUCAUACCCUCUAAUAUUAUAUUAUACAACUCUUCUGGUUGUCUCAAGGCAUGCCCAACCUUUUUCCAGUGUCUUGCUCUAAUUGCAUCUAUGAAUGUACAUUUUUCUGCCACAGUUCUAAGUACUUCUUUAUUUAUUUUCCGCUUUAUCCAACUUAUCCUUUCCAUAUGCCUUCAACACUACGUCUCGAAGGCUUCUAGUUAUUUCUUUCCGGCAUCAUUUAUUACCCAAGUUUCACAUCUAUAUGUUGUAACAUUCCAUACAUAUGUUUUUACAAGUCUCUUCUUAAUAUUGUGAUGUAAUUUUUUUGAAAUGAGGAACUUCUGUUUUUUACUAAAGGCAGUUUUUGCUAAUGCUAUGCAUUGUUUUAGCUCUCAGACGCUCUUACCAUCAGAUGUGAUUUUGCUCCCUAAGUAUACCAUUUCCUCCACUUGCUCCAGUUUUUAAUUACCUAUGUACACAUCAGCUUUUACUUUUGGGUCUUUGGCGCAGACUAAGAUCUUCGUUUUUGCGCUAUUUAUUUUCAUUUCUGAUGUGUUUAGCAUUUCAUCUAUUUCUUCAACUGCACGCUGUAUGUCACCUUUACUCUCUGCUUUUACCACAAUGUCAUCGGCAAAUUGUAUCAUUAAAACUAUUUCUUCACCAAUUUUGAUUCCUAUUUUUAGCCUUGUUAGCUUAGCUUUCACUAUAUUUAUAACUUUUUCGAUGUAGCAGUUAAAAAGUAGUGGUGAUAACGUACACCCUUGUUGGACCCAUUUUUUUUAUUUGAGCGUUAAAAGUGAAUUCUCUUUUUUUAAUGUAAGCUGUCUGGUUCUUUUAAAGACUAUAGAUGAAGUCUUGUUAUCCAACACUUAUUUCUCGUAAUGUGAGCUGCAUUUUAUUCCAAUUAACUUUGUCAAAGGGCUUUUCCAGGUCCAUGAAGGUCAAAUUUGUAACUUUAUUUCUAUUGAUAUGUUUUUUAAUUAGCACUCAUAAUCCUAAAAUUGCUUCUUGUGUACCUUUUUGUCUUCUAAAUCAAUAUUAGUCAUUUUGUAAGUACUGCUCCACUUUUCUUUCUAUUCUUCGGUUUAUUAUUUUUGUUAGGAUUUUUGAGACGUGUGUUAGUAGGCUCAUUGUUUUUUAAAUUGUUCACAGGAAUUCACUCCACUUUUCUUUGGUUUAGUUACAAUUAUGCUUUUGCAGUAAUCAUCUGGCACAUCUCCUUUCUCAUAUAUAUCCCGAGUUAGUUGAUAUAAAGCAUCCAUAAUCUUUUGUACUAGUACACUAUAAUAAUUCUGCUGUUAUAUUAUUAGUCUCAAGUGAUUUAUUCUGUUUCAAAUCAUAAAGCGCUAGCUCAAAUUCUGAUCUUAAAAUGGGUAGCUUCAUUUUUUCCUCAUCUAUUGUUAAAUCUUUUCUCCCUUCUAAAGGUUUUCAAUAUACUCUUUCUAUCGUUUUAUUAUGUUUUCAUAAUCAAUAAAUAAUUGGCCAUUUUUAUCUCUUAUAUUGGUGCAAUUUCGUUUUAUCUUUUCGACAAAUUGUCGGAUCUUGCGAUACGCAUAAUCUAUUUUGUUAACUUUGAAUAGCUCAUUAAUUUCGCCACACUGCUGCUCCAACCAUUCUUUAGCUUUUCUGGUUUCACGAUUAACCUGGUUCCUUAGUUGGCAAUAUUUUUGUCGUCCUUCUAUCAUGUUAUUGUUUUUAUAUUUUUGUCUUUCAUUUAUAAGUUGUACUAUUUCCUUGUCAAUCCAUGCUCUUCUAGGUUCUUUCUUUUCUUUUUUUGUCAACAUAGUAUCCGCCGCUUUUUUGAUAGCUGAUUUUAUGUUCUCCCAUUUUUUAUUCAAAGUAUUCUAAGUUUCCUUUUUGGUAUUCACGAUCCAUGUAGUGUCUAUAUAGUGGUACUAUGAAUAUAUUCUAUUCCAAUCCCCUAUUUUGAUUAUGAUACAUUUUAAUUAGUUAUUUGAAACAAUAUCUACAUUUUAUAAAGAUUUUCAAUUUGAAUGUCACAUUUCUUAUUUGUUUUAAAUAUAAAACGUGCUUUAAAUCACAUCAGAUAAAUGUCAUAGCAAAACACCAUAUGAAGUUCACAAUACAGUAAUAUUUUUUAAUAUUAGUUACUGAUACUUGCUUAGCUUUUACAUAGCGGUUGAAAAUUCCUGAUCUAAGAGAAAAGAAUUGUUAUUACUGUAUUUUUUUUAAAAAAAAUCUUAUUAAUUUGAUGAACAUUUGGAUAAAUUACUUACAAAUGCAUUUUAUCAAUAUUUUUUUUCUAUAGUACUUUUAACUUUUAAACAUUUUUAUUAUAUACUUUAUAUAAUAUUAUCUAUAUAAUUUAACAUUUUAUUUUAGGUUUUUGUAUAUUAUUAGACUAUAAAUAUAAAAUAAUAAGGUGUCAAUACACCUGGUGUUUUUAUCAAUAACUUUUUUUAAAUUUUCAAAAUAAAUCCAUUUGCACCUUGAUUCAUUAGUUAUGUGACCAAUGAUGUCAUCACAAAUUAAUAUAUAAUCAUAUGAACAUAUGGAUUAUUUGUGAUUUUGUACACGAUGAGUAAUUAAUUUUACAUUACUGUCACUAUGUUACAAUUUUCCUACAAUAUAACAUGUAUAUUUAAUUGCAAUUCAUUUUUUUCUUAACCUAUUAUAUUGACAGAUUUUUGUAUGGUAUGAUACACGUUUAUUGAUUGUUUUAAUUUAUACUUACAAUUUAUGUAUUAUGUUUGAAAAAUAUAUUGUAUCUUGGGUUUAUUAUUAUGUUAAAAUAAAUAACAAAAACAAAUUAUUGCUUUAUAAGAUAUAAUAAUCAUGUAUAAUUAUAUUGUAAUAAUAAUAUAAUAUAAUAAUAAUUAUAAUAAUAAUAAUAAUAAAUUAUCACUAAUUUAACAACAUGAAUGUGAUUUUUUAUUAAGUUUACCGUAAAUGGUAAUAAAUUUUAGAUUAGGUAUGGUAUAUUAUAUAAUAGAAAUGUUGUAAAUAAAAUGUAAAACAGUCAAUCGUUUACUUAAAUAGUCUAUUUUUUUUUUCUACAUUAGAACACCAGCCUUAAAAAAAAAUUAAUAUAUAACAAUAUUGUUGAAACUUUCUCACUAUGUAAUGAAUAAUUAUUAUUUGAGGUCAUAUAUUUCCCCGGAUGCAGUUUUUGUAUUGUCUGUUUGACUUUCGUCACUGGUUUUGACUAUCUCGUACUCUUGUAGUUCCGUCUCCAGUUCAUGUUCCCAAUGUUCUUCUACAAACCGGGUCCGAAAAUUUUUAAUAAACACAAGGAUAGGAGAAAAAUACUUUUAUAGAUGUAAAGGUAUAAAUUAUUAUUGCACAUUGGAUGUAGGAAAAGCGAAUAGAAGAGAAAAUACGCUUUUCAGGGGGAAUGGAAGCGAAGCGCUUAAAGAUAGUCGUCUUGUGGUUGCAAUUUGUUGACAUCGUUUCAAGCUGUUAACACAAUACACACACACACAUAUUUGUUUAGAAAUACAUUCAGUCUACACACAUACUUGAAUGAAUUUCAUGUAUGUUUGAAAAUAUGCAUAGUAUAUAAAAUAUUAAUUUUAAUAAAAAUAAAACCAAAAAUAGGGAGUGUUUGGGAAAACUGUUCUAAUAUAACUACUCACAAUGUUAUUAAAUUCCCUCAAGUUGUAAAAUUGUCUUUACUUACCAACUUUGUGAAUUAGUUAAUCAAAAAUGUAUACUCUUUAAGAAUUGGAUGUAACAUAAGUGAUUCCUAUUGUUCAUUUAAAACAUUGGUAGUGUUAACUAAAAAGUAUAUUGUGCAAUGUAUAUUAUAAUUUAUAAGCCAUCAUGCAUUCAGAUGGAAAAAGUAUUAGUAACUAAAUUGUAAUAAUUUUGAUAUUAGAAUUGCAAUAUAAGGAUAGAAAUUGUAUAAUAGUGCAUCAAACUACAAAUAAAUAUGGCAUCCUUAACCAAUCUGUAAACAUAUUUUUUCAACAUAAAAUAGAAAAAAAAAUGGUAUGCAAUUAGUCUGAUAUUUACAUACGUUCGUUUAAACUAAAUAUGUGUGUGUUUUUUACAUGUCUGUAUUUGAACAGAAUAAAAAUAUUGUGUUGUCAUUUAAAAUUAAAAUAUAAUAUUGAAUUACAUGCAUCAUAUUUUCUUAUAGCAUACUAACAUUAUAUUUUUCAAUAGAAAAACAAAUAUGGUACAAUAAUUAUGUAUUUAAAAUUACCUACAAAAUUAUUUCAGUGGAGAUUUGAAGUGUAAUUUGUAACUGUUUUAGUGAUAUCUUCAUUGUAAUUAUAAUAUUUUAAAUUAUUAAAUAGGCCUUUUUUGCCAUGUCUAAAUAAUUCUUUAUUUUAAUAGUAAAUGAUAAAUUCUUUUAAAUAUUAAGUAUAUAUAUAUAAAUAAAAGAUACUAAAUAAACAAAAUUAAUAAAACCUAAAUUUGAAUUAAAUUUUAAGUUAUAUUUAAUCGAAAAUUCAUUAUAUUCUUUGAAUAUGUACUUUUUUCUUUUACUUACCAUUAUCUGAAGACUUAACACCCAAACUUUCUUGCAGGCUUUUCCUUAUUUCAUUUAUUUCAUUUGCAUCAUGUUCUGCAAAUGUGUCGGAUACAAACUCUGAUUCUUUCACAUAAUUGUAAGUAUCCUUGUUCACGGUGUCUAUUGUUACAAUAAUAAUUUUAAAAAAAUGCAAAAUAAUAACACGAACCUACUCAGCAAAAUAAAAUAAAAGGUGCAGUAAUUUGCUAAAUAAAAAAAAUUUGAACAGCAAAAGAUGAUAACAUGCAAACAAAUACUAACAGCUUUAUCAUACUUUUAUUAAAAUAAACAAACCCUAGUAUUUAGGGAUUGAUGAUAAUUUGUUUGUUUAUGAAUAAAUAAUUUAAAUUAAGUAUGUUUACUAAACAACAGUGUAAACAAAUUUUAAUCACAUAUUUUAACCUCAUAAUUAAUAACUAUAAUAAUAUUUAUUUAAUUACCUGUCAAUUCAGAAUUGACAUUUGAUGAUACUGUAUUGUAGUCUGUAGGAUCGAGUGUUUCCAAAUUGCUUGCGUUGCAAAUUAAAUUGACUCUGUAGAAAUAGUUUUGCCAGAAAUUUUCUUCGUUUAUUCUAAAAAUUAUUAUUAUUUAUUUAAAUUUUAUAAUAAGUAAUCUUAUAUUAAAUGUAUAAAAUUAUAACUUACACUUUAGGAACAAGAUCAAAUCGCAUUUUCUCUAAGUUUGGAUCUUCUGCUAAAAUAGCCAUAGCGAUGGGAUAAGAUGUUUCAUAAUUGAAACUGAAAUCUACACCUACUGGAGGACUGCGUACAAAAUUGCGCCUAUCCU